Dunckerocampus dactyliophorus (ringed pipefish) is the source of this 3476-nucleotide messenger RNA. RefSeq names its product transforming growth factor, beta 5 (gene tgfb5). The record is from RefSeq and is a predicted model, not a curated record. Gene Ontology annotation, molecular function: cytokine activity; type II transforming growth factor beta receptor binding; type III transforming growth factor beta receptor binding. NCBI's taxonomy places the organism in Eukaryota, Metazoa, Chordata, Actinopteri, Syngnathiformes, Syngnathidae. Gene Ontology annotation, biological process: regulation of cell population proliferation; SMAD protein signal transduction; BMP signaling pathway. The transcript is spliced from 7 exons. Bases 939 to 2195 code for a protein of 418 amino acids. Gene Ontology annotation, cellular component: extracellular region.
AUUUUUAGAGUCAAUUAAAAUAUGUGUGCCCGCUUUGGUAAGGGAGUGAAAUGGCUCUUAUCCACAAAGUCACACCCCCUCUCCUUCCACGCACACACACACGCCGUGCUUUGCUUCCCUCUAGCCCCGCCUCCAGCUCUCCUUCUCCGGCUGCGUGGCUCAGUCAGAGCUCCUCACGAUGAUGAUGGAGCUCCAUCUCUCAACAGGUCUGGAGUCCACUUAUUCCACUCUAAAGCUACCACAAGGACCUUCUUUCAUACGUCUUGCAGUCUUAUAAGGUCAUCUAGACUUUUUUAAAUUGAAAUGUUUAUGUGAGGGGGGCACUGGUCAUGGUUUUAUAGCAUAAAUCAACACUUCUCCUAUAGAGGGGGAACAGGAGGACUUUCUUUGGGGACAUUCAAGGUUUAUUUGGACUCGGCUAUGUGGCUCCGUUGGCCACACCGGUAUGUGAUCUGUCUGGGUUCUCCUUGGCGGACUUGCGACAUGGGCUGAGGCGUGCUGGUCGUGGUUGUUUCCAGAAGGAUGGACAAUGGAGGCUGAUAGAAGACUUCAUUGUUUGGACAAACUGUAAAGAUUGUUCUAGAAGUGCGCGCGUGCUGGUGCUAGCGUAACGAUAUACACAGUAGCACUCGCGUAUAAGUUGAUACUUUCGCUUUUCUAACACUGGAUUUUCUUUCAAACGUGUGUGAUCAACAUUUUAGGGCUAAAUGCUACUUUUUGACGGUUUCCUGAUGAGGUGUAUAAUUGUUGGUUAUACUUGACGAGCGUGUGGGUGGUUUAGCAUAGCCUGAUAUCAGCCUGCUUUUAAAUUUACUUUUGGGAUUUUGCCACUUAAACUCUCUGACGCACGCUUUGGCUUUAGUUAAAAAGUUUCCCCCAGGAGGGUUUUUUCCCCACAGUUGGACUACCAGGGACAAGUAUCCAUCCCUACGUGGACAAUGUGGCUGUCUCGCCUCGCCUUGCUGCUCCUCCUCCGACUGUCCGUCGCGCUGGUCAAGGGCAUCAACACUUGUCAAUUCAUCAACCUGGACGAGCAGAAGUCCCGGCGCAUCGAGGCGGUGCGCGGACAGAUCCUGAGCAAGCUGCGCAUCCAGAGUCCCCCAGACGACGACGACGAGGUACCGGUGAGCGGCGCGGUGCCGCCGGAGGUCAUGUUGCUCUACAACAGCACCCGGGAGCUGCUGAAGGAGCGCGCCCGCAUCGGAGAGUCUGCGUGCGAGCGAGAGAGCAGCGAGGAGGACUACUAUGCUAAAGAGGUGCAGAGGAUCGACAUGCUGCCCCCCACGCAAACAAACGCAGUGCAGACGCUGCCGCUCAACCCGUAUUACCGAACCGUCCUGUUUGACGUCAGCAGCGUGGAUUUGACAAACAGCACCCUGGUCAAAGCCGAGUUCAGGAUCUUCCGAGCCCCCAACCCGCAGGCCCGGGCCUCCGAGCAAAGAGUGGAGAUCUAUCAGCUGCUGAAGCCAGACGAGGAGAGCACGUCCACUCAGCGUUACAUAGACUCUCGCACCGUCCAGCCGCGGGCGAGGGGGUCCUGGCUCUCUGUGGACAUCACAGAAACUGUCAAGGACUGGGUGUCAGAUCCAGAGAAUAAUCUGGGCUUGAAGCUGGGCGUCCACUGUCCUUGCUGCACCUUCGUCCCCGCCACCAACAACAUCGUUCCUAACAAGAGCGAGGAACUGGAGGCUCUCUUUUCGGGCGUGGACGACGAGCAGCUUCGCCACAUCAAAAUGCAAAGCCAGGUCAAAGGUCAGGCAGAUUUCAGCACCAAGACGCCGCACCUCAUCCUCACCCUGCUGCCCAGUGACAGAGUGGACAACCCGGCCAAGAGGAACCGCAAGAAGAGGGCGGCGGCCACCGACGCUGCCACCUGCUCCCGCGGCUCAGAAUCGGGCUGCUGCCUGCGCUCGCUCUACAUCGACUUCAGACGGGACCUCAACUGGAAGUGGAUCCAUGAGCCCAAAGGCUACAAGGCCAACUUCUGUGCCGGCAACUGUCCUUACCUCUGGAGCGCCAACAACCACUACAACAUGAUCCUGCCGCUGUACAACAAACUCAACCCCGAAGCCUCGGCCUCGCCCUGCUGCGUCCCCCAGGACCUGGAGCCCCUCACCAUCAUGUACUUCAUCGGGCGCUCCCCCCGCGUGGAGCAGCUCUCCAACAUGGUGGUGAAAUCCUGCAAGUGUCGCUGACGGGGAGGACUUCCUCUCUCGCUCCACUUCCUGUUUGCCGUUGGAUGCUGUAAAUAAGUCGACAUAGUCGAACCUCUGCGGGACUUGUAUCAUUCACACAUUGUGUGCGCUGCGUUACGUGAUGUUUGCCUUGGACUGUUGGUGACAUGAAGAAAGAGGAGCUUGUGUUCCACACUGCCAGCUCCCUGUGGUCCCCAAAGUCUGCCCGCCCGGCGUAAACAGGAUGUGAAAGGUUUCCAGACACCGGGCCGGGCCGGGCCGCUCACCAAAGGCUUCCAUUUAAAAACGUGUCUCCUCCUCCUCCUUCUGGCAUUUGUGGCGGGAGGAGAGGCGUGGGGAUGCAUGAUCGGACUCAAUUUGUCUCAUCCCAAUGAUGUCCUCUUUUGGUUUCUUUAAUUCAUUAUCUCGUCAAAGUGUCCACUCAUCGUUUUCUUCUCUUCUGGCAAAACGCUGGAGAAAAAGUCUAAAUGCUGGAAAUAAAAGAAAAACAUCCACAGGGUUCGUUUUUAAAUAUAGACGCUGGUAUGCCAGUGGUUUCUCUCCCUCUGUGUGUGUGUGCGCGUGUGUGUGUGUGUGUGCGUGUGCAUGCGUGUGUGGUGAGGUCAUGCGUGAUGCGACUCCCGAUGUUUGCUGCAGCGUCCAGUCAUGGAAGUAUGAAGUGGUGGUCAAGCAGCGUUUAGUAAAGUUAUGCAACAGGAAACACUGCUGUCCAUUAAAGAGACAUAUCCGCUUCGCUCAACCUCACCGCUAAAAAUACGCCUUCAACAAAAAUUACAUAAAGGAGCAAGGUUGGGUUUUUUUUCCAAGCAACCGAAAUAUCACAUUGUUCACUUAUUACUGACAUUAUUCAAGUCAUCACUGAUUGUGAAACAGCAGAGCACUCCUGUCAUUUAGAGGAUCUUUGGUUCGUGUUUUAUUUGGAGGCAAAGUUCACACUGUUAAAUAAAGGAUCUUGGAGUAGUGUUUUCACAGUAGGUCCUUAAAAACAGCAGCGGUCUCCUGGCAUAGAGAGGAUCUUUGAUUGUUUUUACAGUGAAAAUAAACUAAUAAUUAAUAAAACUAUGGACCACAUUCAACCUACAAACUUGCCUUUCCUUAUUUAAUAAAACUAAAAUAACAAAAUCCAAGUCUAACAAAUUAGGAUUGUAAUAACAUUUAAGAUCAAAAUACAGUUUAGAAUACAGUCGUCCCUCGUUUAUGGCACAAACUAGUCCUACACCCAACCGUGAUAAAUGAAUGUCAAUAUAGGAUUCACUGUUAAUAAAUGGAAUAUUGAAAACC